GGAGUUAGUCUACUACCUGAUUUUCGCGGUCGGCAAUUAACUCUCUCUCACCUUGGUGGUGGCAACCGCCAUUCCAGCCAUGCGGAAAUCUGUGAAGAUUGUUUUCCCUUAUACACAAUAAUACACUCACUCUCCAUCAAUUAUUCAGAAGCUUCUUUUUAAAUAUUCUUAUAAUUGUAAAGAAUGAUUAUUAUUAUGUAGUUGAGUGAAUGGAUGACCAUUUUUUCCCAAAUAUUUUCUUUUUUGGAAAAAGCGCCAAAUUUUUAAUAAGAUUGAGACCUCCAUAAAAUAAAAGCCCCCUUAUUGAAUGUGACCCCCUCUUUUUGAAUUUUCUCUUUAUUUUUAAGAUAAUUUUUUAGAAAAUAUGAUGACAUGUCAACCAUUUUUAAUAAUUCCAACAACAAUUUUGAUAACACUAAUAACCGUCAUCAACAACGCCAAUCCUCUCUUUUUGAUUUUGCCACAAUAGGAAUGAGAACAACAUCAACAAUAAAUCGUCCAUCAGCUAAUAAUUCUCCGUGUUCUCCUUUACUUAUUGGUGCUGGUGCUGGCUCUUCAAGUUCUGGCGGCGGCGCAUCAUAUGCUUGUGGUUCCUUAGUGCCGUUGCGUGGUCCUCCUCCAAUUCAUGCUCCACCACAACCACCAAAUUGUCCGCCACCAAAGAGACGGCCUCAACAAAAUAGGCAUAUACAAAAGAGGCAUAGAAAAUGUUUAAGUUGUUGUCACCGAUUUGGCCGUUGGCCGGCUAUUUUAUUUUUGCUACUUCCUGCGAUGCUUUUACUGCUUUCACUUUGUUUAUUACUUGUUUGGCUAACAUUAUUACGGGAAGACUUUUCAUUUUCUUCAAAUUCAUCAUUUUCUUCACAAAAAUUUAUUAAUAACCAAUAUAUUCAAAAUAAAAAUACUAGAAUCUCAUUUUUAUCAAAUGCUCAACAACAACAUUCUUCCACAUCUUCAGCCCAUCAAUUGCCAAAUAUUCCCACUCAACUUUUACUCAAUAAUCCAAUUAUUAUUCAACUCCCUCCAUAUCAUUUAUUAUUUACUCAAAUUUAUAUUCCUCAAAAUUCUCUAUUUCGUUUAAAUUUAACAAUUGGCCCAUCUUCUCGAAUAAUUAUUUUUGCAAGACAGACAAUUCGUCCAACUAUUGGACAAUUUGAUUGGCAAAAAAUAUUUUUUGGUGAAAAUUUACAUUUGGAGAAAGAAAUGACAUUAAAUGAAGGAGAAAAGGAAGGAAAAAUUGGACAAAAGAAGAAAUUGGGAUUUGUUAAUCACUUUUUACAAGCAGGAAUAUGGCAUUUUGGAUUAUUGAAUGAUAAAACUGAAUCAGAGUAUAUUGAAUUAAUUGCCCAACUGGAAGAACCUUCAAAUAUUGAACAACAUAAAAAUAAUAAAAUUAUUUCUCAAUGUCAUCAUUCAAAUUGUUUUGGAAAAGGAGAAUGCAUAGAAGGACGUUGUGUUUGUCAUCCUGGUUAUAGUGGUUUAUUUUGUGAAGAAACAUCUUGCCCGGUGCUAUGUUCUGGUCAAGGCGUAUUUAACAAGGGUCGAUGUCUGUGCCACCAAGGCUUUCGAGGCGUGGAAUGUGAGGAAACAAUUGAAUGGUGUGAUAAUAAGGAUUGUGGUAUUGGGGGUCAAUGCCAACCAGAUGGUACUUGUUUAUGUUUACCUGGAUGGAUUGGUAAAUAUUGUGAACAAAAUUUACAACAAAUAAAAGAAGAAAUUGAACAAAUUCAAAUUAAAAAUGAUGAGGAAAAUAAAAAAGAAGAUUGCUUGCUUAAUUGUUCUGGACAUGGAAAUUGUAUUUUAAUUAAUAAACAAAAUGAAGAAGGCAAAAAGAUGAAAGAAUGUAACUGUUUAUCUGGAUGGACUGGAAUUAAUUGUCAAAUUGAACUUUGUCCAAAAAAUUGCUCAUCAAAUGGUCAAUGUAUGUUAAGUGUUAAAAAAGUAAAUGGAGAAGGUUGGUGGCAUUGUGAAUGUAAUUAUGGUUAUUAUGGUGAAUAUUGCCAAUUUCGUGCAGAAAGUAAUUGUGAAGAUGGUGAAGACAAUGAUGAAGAUGGAUUAACUGAUUGUGAAGAUUCUACAGAAUGUUGUUCACACAAUUCUUGUCUAUCAAAUUCUUUAUGUCUGGGUUCAUUUGUUUCACCAGAAUUACUUCUAAAACUCUCCUUCAUCAAUGAAACUAAACAACAACAGGAAAAUACAACAUUAGAACAAAUACCAUUUUUUGAACGUGUUCGUUUUCUUUUUGAUAGCGGUGAUUUGUCUGUGCAGCGCUAUGCCGAUACUCGUUUGCUUGAUCCAAAGCUCCUUUCUGUGCUCAGAGGCCGUAUUCUUUCAAUAAAAGGAGGGCCAUUAGCUGGAGUUAGAGUUUCUGUGGCAGAUCAUCCACAGCAAGGCUUUUCUUUAUCACGUUCAUUUUCACCAUCAUCAGCAACAGCAUUAGAAGGAUCCCAGUCAACAUUUGAAAAUUAUAUGGAUACAAGUAUUGGUGAAUUUGAAUUAGCAGUAAAUGGGGGAGCUGCUGUAAUUUUACAAUUUGUUCGGCAACCUUUUGGUCGAGUUUUUCGAACUUUUUUUGUGCCUUCUAAUCAAAUUUUGGAUGUUGGAAAUGUUUGGAUGGAUUUUAUAGAGGAAAAAGAUGGUGGCGAAAAUGAAGCUUCUACAACUUCAUAG
This is a messenger RNA of Meloidogyne enterolobii, 2670 nucleotides long. Lineage: Eukaryota; Metazoa; Nematoda; Chromadorea; Rhabditida; Meloidogynidae. The record is from the annotation of a GenBank genome assembly.